Molecule: messenger RNA, 980 nt
Organism: Medicago truncatula (barrel medic)
Lineage: Eukaryota; Viridiplantae; Streptophyta; Magnoliopsida; Fabales; Fabaceae
Product: glutathione S-transferase U17
Exons: 2
Coding region: 107-793 (228 amino acids)
Biological process (GO): glutathione metabolic process
Cellular component (GO): cytoplasm
Molecular function (GO): glutathione transferase activity
Source: RefSeq, a predicted model, not a curated record
UACCUACCUACCGCAAAUCUAUUAUCUCUCAACUACAUAUUCUUUCAUAUAACUUAAAAGGACUCCAUAGAUAGCCUCUCUAGGAAAACAUUUCAAAUUCAAAGUGAUGGCUACAAAUGACUUAAAGCUUUUGGGUGGUUGGUUCAGUCCAUUUGCAGUGAGGGCACAAAUUGCCCUUUCCAUCAAAGGUUUGGAUUAUGAGAACAUUGUAGAAAACUUGAAUUCCAAAAGUGAUUUGUUUCUUCAGUCCAAUCCUGUAUACAAAAAAAUCCCAGUUCUCAUUCAUGGAGAUAAAGCCAUUUGUGAAUCAGCAAUAAUAGUUGAAUAUAUUGAUGAAGUUUGGAAAAAUAAUGGCACUCCCUCAAUUCUUCCUUCAAAUGCUUAUGAUCGAGCCAGUGCUAGAUUUUGGGGUGCCUACAUAGAUGACAAGUUAUAUAAUUCCCUACGAAAUGGUUUAUUUGCUCAAGACAUUGAGUCAAAGAAGAAACAUUUUGAGGAACUAGCAGAAGUGCUUUUGAAGUUGGAAGAUGUAUUGAACAAGAGCAGUGGAGGAAAGGACUUUUUUGGAGGAGAGAAAAUUGGAUUUGUUGAUAUUGCUUUUGGAUGCUAUUUGAGUUGGUUGAGGGUUAAAGAGAAAUUUACUGGAGAGAAAGCUUUUGAUGAAGCUAAAACUCCUUCUUUGGUAAAAUGGGCUGAAGCUUUUGCUACUGAUCCUGCUGUGAAGGGAAUUCUACCAGAAACUGAUAAACUUGUUGAGUAUGCCUUAGCUAUGGCUGCUGCUAUUCCUAAGUAAAUGAAUGUGAUUAUGUGAGAUAACUUUUUGUUUGGAAAAUGUUAUCUAAUUAAUUAAUUCAUGUAUUUUCCCUAUCUCUUUAAAACUUGUCCCUUAAGUCACCAUUGAACUGCUUAUUUGAGACAAUCAUGAUGGAGUUGUAUGCAAGAAUUGAAUUUGAUUAUGAACAAUUUAUUCCUAUGAACUA